This is a messenger RNA of Phasianus colchicus (ring-necked pheasant), 1996 nucleotides long. NCBI's taxonomy places the organism in Eukaryota, Metazoa, Chordata, Aves, Galliformes, Phasianidae. The record is from RefSeq and is a predicted model, not a curated record.
UGGGCCACGCGGAUGGGUAGCACUGCUGCCCGGCCCUCCGCAUCCAACCGCGGCCCCUGGGCGUGAGGGCUCAGUCCCGACUCAGAGACCCCCCCCAAAGCCCCACGCCGCCGUCCCAUCCCAACGUCACCAUGGAUGAGAGCUUCCGAGACCGGACGGCUUUCAUCCGCGGCGCCAAAGACAUCGCCAAGGAGGUGAAGAAGCACGCGGCCAAGAAGGUGAGCAAGGGCAUGGACCGCGUGCAGGACGAGUACACCAAGCGCUCCUACAGCCGCUUCGAGGAGGAGGACGACGACGAGGACUACGCGCCGCAGGACGGCUACUACCGGGGUGGUGAGGGGGCGGCCGAGGAGGAGGGGGCUUCCAGCGAUGCCACCGAAGGGCACGACGAGGAGGAUGAGAUCUACGAGGGCGAGUACCAGGGCAUCCCGAGGCAGGACUCGCUGAAGGGCGGCGAGAGGCUGGGGGGCGAGGUGACCCCCGGGGCCUUCGAUGACAGCGAGGGGCAGCGGCGCAAGGACAAGGAGGAGCUGGCGCAGCAGUAUGAGCUCAUCCUGCAGGAGUGCGGCCACGGGCGCUUCCAAUGGAGCCUCUACUUCGUGCUGGGACUGGCGCUGAUGGCCGACGGCGUGGAGGUGUUCGUGGUGGGCUUCGUGCUGCCCAGCGCCGAGAAGGACAUGUGCCUCUCCGACUCCAACAAGGGCAUGCUGGGCUGGAGCUUCCAGAUGGGCUCGGCGUACCAGUUCCACAGCUGGAGGGUCUUUGUCCUGGUGUGCGCCUUCCCCUCCGUCUUCGCCAUCGGAGCGCUGACCACCAUGCCCGAGAGCCCCCGCUUCUACCUGGAGAAUGGCAAGCACGACGAGGCCUGGAUGGUGCUGAAGCAAGUCCACGAUACCAACAUGCGGGCCAAGGGCCACCCUGAGAGGGUCUUCUCGGUCACCCACAUCAAGACCAUCAAGAGGGAGGAUGAGCUGAUUGAGAUCCAGGCGGACACGGGCGCGUGGCACCGCCGCUGGUUGGUGCGCUGCCUCAGCCUCUCGCAGCAGGUUUGGAGCAACUUCCAGCAGUGCUUCGCGCCCGAGUACCGCCGCAUCACGCUGAUGAUGAUGGCUGUGUGGUUCACCAUGAGCUUCAGUUACUACGGGCUGACGGUGUGGUUCCCAGACAUGAUCAAGCACCUGCAGAACAUCGAGUACGCCUCACGCACCAAACUCUUCACCCGCGAGAAGGUCCGGCACUUCACCUUCAACUUCACCCUGGAGAACCAGAUCCACCAGGGCGGGGAGUACUUCAAUGACAAGUUCAUUGGGCUGAAGAUGAAGUCGGUGACGUUUGAGGACUCGCUGUUUGAGGACUGCUACUUCGAGGACAUCACCUCCAGUAACACCUUCUUCAAGAACUGCACCUUCAUCUCCACCGUCUUCUACAACACAGACCUCUUCGAAUACAAGUUCAUCAACAGCCGCAUGCUGAACAGCACCUUCUUGCACAACAAGGAGGGCUGCCAGCUGGAUUUCAGCGACGACAACAACGCCUACAUGAUCUACUUUGUCAGCUUCCUGGGCACCCUGGCCGUGCUGCCUGGGAACAUCGUCUCAGCGCUGCUCAUGGACAAGAUCGGCCGCCUCCGCAUGCUGGCCGGCUCCAGCGUGAUGUCCUGUGUGAGCUGCUUCUUCCUCUCCUUUGGGAACAGCGAAUCUGCCAUGAUUGCACUGCUCUGCCUCUUCGGUGGCGUCAGCAUCGCCUCCUGGAACGCCCUGGAUGUGCUCACUGUGGAGCUCUACCCAUCCGACAAGAGGACGACGGCGUUUGGGUUCCUCAAUGCUCUCUGCAAGCUGGCAGCCGUGCUGGGCAUCAGCAUCUUCACCUCCUUCGUGGGCAUCACCAAAGCUGUGCCCAUCCUGCUCGCCUCCGCUGCCCUGGCCCUGGGCAGCUCCCUGGCCCUCAAACUGCCCGAAACUCGUGGGCAGGUCCUGCAGUGAGGGAGGGGGGGGGA